UAUCUCCUGAGAUCGUUGUUGUCUCUGUGGCUGUCUGGAGCACCUUCAAGCUUCCCAUGAUCCUCGCUUUGGCUUCGUCCGCUCACGCGUUUUUCGUGAGUGCUUUCUCAUCCCACCUUUUGUCGAUUGGCCACUCUCCCUCUAACGAUGCGCAGAAUUGCGUGGGAAAGGACGAUCCAGCCGUACAAGACAUUCCUGAGCCUCGCGAUAAUUCCGGAUACUGCGUCGGCAACGGCGCCGAUGCGGGCGCGAGGAGGCUUCCAUGCAGUGGAGUUCGUGACGAGCCAUGCCGUGUACUGUACUUUGCUAACGAUGUCACUCUUUUUGCAGGAUACCUCGUGCACCUACGACAAGACUUAUAAGCAUCCUGGGUGUCGACCGCAGUGGACUUUGGGGUUUGCGCUUUGCUAGAAGUUGUCAUUCGAGAUUAUGGUGUUGCGCU
Zymoseptoria tritici IPO323 is the source of this 442-nucleotide messenger RNA. RefSeq lists its product as uncharacterized. The coding region runs from base 57 to 362 and encodes 101 amino acids. The transcript has a single exon. Lineage: Eukaryota; Fungi; Ascomycota; Dothideomycetes; Mycosphaerellales; Mycosphaerellaceae. The record is from RefSeq and is a predicted model, not a curated record.